Molecule: messenger RNA, 303 nt
Organism: Durio zibethinus
Lineage: Eukaryota; Viridiplantae; Streptophyta; Magnoliopsida; Malvales; Malvaceae
Source: RefSeq, a predicted model, not a curated record
AUGGGGGCAGUAAAUACAACAUCAAGCAUCAAACUAAGAACCAGUUCUCCAUUACCUUACCUCUUUGGCAGUUUGGCUUUGGUGUUAAUUUUGAUAGCUGUGGCAUUGGUUCUUCUGGCUUGCUCCAAUAGAAAACGCUCUUCAACUUCACCAUCUAAUGAAGUUCAGCUCAAGCAAGAAAUGGCUAUGAACAGAGUUCUUGGUUCGGAACCGAAAAUUGUUGUGAUCAUGGCUGGAAAUGACAAGCCUACCUUCUUGGCAAAACCAGUCUCUUCUUCAACUUGCUGCUGUGAUCAAGUUUGA